This is a messenger RNA of Theobroma umbraticum, 1978 nucleotides long. Its product is annotated as Pentatricopeptide repeat (PPR) superfamily protein. NCBI's taxonomy places the organism in Eukaryota, Viridiplantae, Streptophyta, Magnoliopsida, Malvales, Malvaceae. Gene Ontology annotation, molecular function: protein binding. The record is from RefSeq and is a predicted model, not a curated record.
AAAAUAAAAAAAAUAUAUGUUUUCUUUAUAAAUAAAAAGGGCUAAAAAUAAAUUUUUUAUUUUAUUUUAUUUUAUUUUUUGGAAAUAUUCUUGCCAUUUUGAAAUGGAAACUCAGUGGUUGGUCAUGACAACACCUCCUCUGCCUCUCUUCCGUCGCACCUCUGCCAAAUCCGGCCUUUCUUCUUCUUCUUCGCCCAACUCCAACAAUAAUCUACCUCUAGCACGCAGGCAGAUAAUCCGGCAGUGGAAGCGGGACGGAAGUAUCCUUGGGGUUGGGAGGAACAAUUUUGUAGAUUUUGAUUCACUGCUUCAAACCUUAGCUAGCAAAACGAUGCCUCAGCCACACGUUGUUCAUCACCUCUUGCUUCAAGGUUUGAUUCCCAACAACUCUACCCUCUCUGAAAUCAUGCUUUGGUAUGCAGACAAUGGCCUUUUCCCUCAAGCUCAGGUGAUAUGGGAGGAAAUGCUAAAUACUACUUCUUUUACGCCUGCUAUUCAAGUUGUUUCAAGGUUCAUGGAUGCUUACGGAAAGAUGGGCCAUUUUCACAAGGUUCACGAAAUUCUGGAUCAGGUAACUCUGCACAGAGUUAACUUGUCACCUGAGGUGUACCCAGUGGCUAUCUCUUGCUUUGGAAAGCAUGGGCGGCUUUAUUUAAUGGAGAAUACAUUGAAGGAGAUGGUUUCGAGAGGUUUACCUGUAGAUUCCGCCACUGGAAAUGCUUUUCUUAGAUACUAUAGCAUUUUUGGUUCCUUGUCUGAGAUGGAGAUUGCUUAUGCUCGCCUUAAAAGGUCUAGACAUCUCAUAGAGGAGGAAGGAAUUCGAGCAAUGUCCUCUGCCUACAUAAAGGAGGGAAAAUUCUACAGGUUAGGUGAAUUUUUGAAUGAUUUGGGUCUUGGGAGGAGAAACCUGGGCAAUCUCUUAUGGAAUCUCUUGCUAUUAUCUUAUGCUGCUAAUUUCAAAAUGAAAACCAUGCAGAGACUGUUUCUGAAAAUGAUGGAUUCUGGUUUCCGUCCCGAUCUGACUACAUUUAAUAUAAGAGCUUUGGCCUUCUCGAGAAUGUCUAUGUUCUGGGAUCUCCAUCUCAGCCUCGAACACAUGAAACAUGAAAGUGUUGUUCCUGAUUUGGUAACUUAUGGUUGUGUUGUAGAUGCAUACUUGGACAGAAGACUUGCAAGAAAUUUGGACUUUGCUUUGAACCAUAUGAAUGCCGAUGAUUCUCCACUGGUAUUGACAGAUCCACUUGUGUUUGAGGCUUUGGGUAAAGGGGACUUCCACUCUAGCUCAGAGGCGUUUUUGCAGUUCAAGAGACAGAAGAAGAAAUGGACUUACAGGCAGCUAAUUGCAGUUUAUCUCAAAAAACAGUUCCGAAGGAACCAGAUCUUUUGGAAUUACUAAAUAAUUAUAGAGUGCACUAUGGCUUGAACCUAAGGUGUCUCUCCAAGUCCUCAAGCCCUCUUAUGAGAUGAGCUAAGCCAGAUGGUCCUGAAUAUCUUCCGUUAAAUUAAAGAAAAACUUGGUUCCUACUCUAUUUGCAGCACGCUUUGGCAGAUAUAGUAGAGACUAAAGAGUAUGUUGUGCGUGUUGGUAGCAUGAACCACUUUGAAAAUGAGUUGAACUUUGUGAAAGUUAAUGGUAUGAAGAAAUGGGCUAGCAAGGAGGAUGAGUACUUUGUCGAUAUGGCCAGGGUGUUAAGAAAGGGAAAUGUGGGGGAUAUGCAAUCAAUCAUAGGGAUAGCAUGACAGGCAUUUGGCUUGACCAGUAACGUUAUUUUGGGGAGGCUUGCAACUUGCAAGAAUGGAAAGAGCAGGACCUUUGAUCCUUGAGACAUCUGGAUGGCUAAAAGUUUCUGGAGUAUCAGGUUUGUACGGUUAAAUCCUUGACCUCUUCAUUCGGUGGCUUCGUGUCUAUUGAAGCACAACUUCCUACUCUAAGAUGCUUAUAGGAGUUGUACAGUCACAUUCUUAAUCAUGUUUGUCU